UCAAGUUAGACUGACAAGUGACUAUUGGGACAUUUAAGAACCAAAAUGGUUCAGCACGAAGCUCUGCUUAUGAAACAAAGCCACUUGAAAGCACCCUCCCAGUGACUUACUUGUAAGAAGAAAUUUAAUGCUGAACACAUGUGGAAGCUUUGCACUCAGCGGCUCAAUGAUUGGUAGUUUUACAACAAUAUUUCCUCAUUGUUGCAAAAAUGCAAAAACGAGUACCUAAAAAAGGAAGCAAGUACGAGGAGUCUGACUUUUCUUCAAUCAUCUUACCAGGGUUUUGCUUUUAAGAGGAACAAAGAAUGGGAUCAGGUGCCUCCAAACCAAAGCCAACUGAAAAACCACAGAGUACAGCAGAAUCUCCACCCUGUGAUACUAUAAAUUACCCAACUCCUAAAAAUGAUCUCUAUGAAAUAUACCCCUACUUACUUGUGGCAUUUUUUGUUGGGGUUCUUCUGACACUUCUGGUCACUGUUAUUGUCUGCUUCAUCAGGAAGAGCUGUUCCAAAGACCCAACUAGGAGCUCCCAGCAGAUUUCCCAAACCUCAGACCCUUGCCACAAGGAUUGCUCCACUACUGAGGAGGCCCUUCCCUAUGUGGACACGUCUCUCCAAGACUCAGAAGAAAACAAAGUCUACUUUGCCCAGCACCAGGAUGGAGAUUCAGAUUCCAUUGUCUAUGCAAAAAUCAAAGUGCAAACCCGAACUAGCCUUCCCAGCAAUGAAAGUGAGGAGAUACACUAGAGCUGAUGGCGUUAGCCCUGGACUGUUUCCUCUCUUACAGAUUUUAGUCCCUUUCAUUCUGUGAAUCCCAACAAUUCCUGUAUAGUUAUGACAUAUUUAAAUACUUAAUCUAAUAAUUUCAAAAGCUGCUAGACAAAGCAUUCUCUAGCCCUGGAAGGGAUUGCUGAUUCUCUGGCUCUGACUCCGUCUAUAAGACCAUGGAAAGUAGGGACUGUGUCUCUUAUGUAGACUGAGCAUAUAAAGCUCUGUGAGCUCAAUUAAUCUUUUAAAAUAACUUUGGAGCAGCAGCUGGGAAAUUCCAAAUAAAGAAACCUGGUACAACC
Messenger RNA from Sarcophilus harrisii (Tasmanian devil), 1069 nucleotides. RefSeq names its product transmembrane protein C1orf162 homolog. NCBI's taxonomy places the organism in Eukaryota, Metazoa, Chordata, Mammalia, Dasyuromorphia, Dasyuridae. The transcript has 6 exons. The coding region runs from base 306 to 746 and encodes 146 amino acids. The record is from RefSeq and is a predicted model, not a curated record.